AUGGCCGUGGAGAAGCGCCUGGCGUUCUCUAUUGUGCAGUUCCUACGAGAUCAAACACAUCGCGGAGCUUUGAAUUCGGAUGAGCAGGAGAGCCUGGAAGUUGCGAUCCAGUGUUUGGAGACCACCUUCAAGAUCAGCUCCAGUGACUGUCACCUCGCAGUGCCUCAGCCGCUGACAGAGAUAUUCCUCAACUCCCUGCUCAAGAACGACAACAUCACCAUCCCAGAGACGUCCCCUUCUCCAGAGAACAUAGAGCAAGCGGAGCAGCUAAAGAAUGAAGGGAAUAAUCACAUGAAGGAGGAGAACUACAGAUGUGCGGUGGAGUGCUACACAAAGGCCAUCGAUCUGGACCUGAGAAACGCUGUGUACUACUGCAACAGGGCUGCAGCUCACAGUAAACUGGGAAAUUACACAGACGCCACCGGUGACUGCGAGAGAGCCAUCGGGAUUGAUCCGACCUACAGCAAAGCUUAUGGACGGAUGGGGUUGGCUCUAACUGCAAUGAGCAAGUACCCCGAGGCCAUUACCUUCUUUAAGAAAGCUUUGGUUUUAGACCCCGAGAAUGACACGUACAAAUCCAACCUGAAGAUCGCAGAGCAGAAGCAGAAAGAAGCAACCAGUCCAGUAGCUGCUGGAUUGGGAUUUGACAUGGCGAGUUUAAUCAACAACCCAGCCUUCAUUAGCAUGGCGGCAAGUGUGAUGCAGAACCAGCAAGUGCAACAGCUUAUGUCAGGAAUGAUGACAAACGCAGUCAGGGGUCCUGCAGCGGGAGUGGGGGGACUGUCAGACAUCUCCAGCUUGAUCGAAGCGGGACAACAGUUUGCUCAGCAGAUCCAGCAGCAGAACCCGGAGCUGAUCGAGCAACUGAGGAACCACAUCCGGAGUCGUUCCUUCAGCGGCAGCGCAGAGGAGCACUCAUGAUCCAUUCAGCCUCAUGUUUAUUUUUUUUCCCAAGGAAGGGCAACCAUAAGGCGCGAUUACAAU
Molecule: messenger RNA, 984 nt
Organism: Limanda limanda (common dab)
Lineage: Eukaryota; Metazoa; Chordata; Actinopteri; Pleuronectiformes; Pleuronectidae
Gene: sgtb
Product: small glutamine rich tetratricopeptide repeat co-chaperone beta
Exons: 11
Coding region: 1-921 (306 amino acids)
Biological process (GO): post-translational protein targeting to endoplasmic reticulum membrane
Cellular component (GO): membrane; TRC complex
Molecular function (GO): molecular adaptor activity; protein binding
Source: RefSeq, a predicted model, not a curated record